UCAGCUUACAAUGACAUGACAUAUAAAAAGCAAAAGGGUAUCAAUCCAAUCGGAUCAGUCAUCUGCUUCGUCGUAUAUGUGAUACUUUGUGGACAGAUAAUAACCCUUAUUGAGAGUCAGUGGCUAAUUGUUCCUGCUGGACUACAGGCCAUCGUUAACAGGCAAAAUGUUGACGGUCAAACGAUCAAGGUAAAAAGCAACUCUACUGCCGUUGGAUCUUGUGGUCUUGUAGGAAUGUGCUAUCCUUUCCAUACAGGUUCUAUUUUAGCUGAGGAUUUAGCAGUGAAGUUUGAGAAAUGUCGACUGUAUAACAACAAAGUGGAGUUGGGGGGGCAGGCUGGACUUAUAGCGAUAUCACUGUACGGAGUUGGCCUAGGUUUCCUGACCUUGAGCUGGAUCAUCUCCAUCUGCAGUUGCUGCCACGAUAAUAUCUGCGGCAAAAACAUUUUCCUGGUCCUGACUCACUUUAUCACACUAGCUUUUGUGAUGGUGGGAAGCGGAUCAGUCACGUGGAUGUUCACGUGGCACGAUGAGAGUUGUGCGAGUGUGUACUGCAACGCCACACCCCUCUUCAAGAACAACUGUCUCUUUGGCUGGAGCCUGUGGGUGUUAUCUGCUGUGAUAGUUGCACUAUUCUGCACCAUGAUAGCACUGUGUGCUAUCACUAAGCGACAUCUCUCAGCUGUAGGGACCUAUGCAGGUUCGACCCUAUCUGACACCCCGUCAAGUGCAGGUUUCAGGACCACUCUCCCUGACCCGCCACAGAAAUCCGCAGAAUACCGAUCCAAGUUGCGGAGAGGCCCGGAAACAACACGGGCUUCAUGUUUGCUAUGGUGUCGAACAGCCGGGAGGAGAACAGAGCCGGGGCCCGCCACAAGUUGAGCCCGUUGGACUUCAGACGCGAAACAGUGCCGCUUCAGAGAGAUCUACUGCCAGGUUCCCGCGAGGAGGUCCUGGAGUGUACGGUAGUGUCAGACUUAAGGAGUUCUAUUUUUAGAAAUUAUCUGAACGGUUUUGAGAACACCGCCGGGUGGAUCUUUCCUGGGUAUUUAUUGAAAAUUUAGUUUCAAAUUGAAAUAAAAUUGAAAGAAUGAAAGUUUAAUCGAUGAGUUCGGCUGUCGGGAUCCAAAGCUCUUAUUUUACUUAUUGCGCGUUUUAAUCAGAUGUUUUAGUUUGAUUUUAAUGCUGUCAAAAAUUUUGACAUGCUGCAAUUUUUAUCGAAAUUUUCAUAUCAGAAUUAACUUUGCAGUUUUGUACAUAGAUAUGUUUGAAUGUAGCAUUGACUUUA
Bolinopsis microptera is the source of this 1288-nucleotide messenger RNA. RefSeq lists its product as uncharacterized. The record is from RefSeq and is a predicted model, not a curated record. Bases 16 to 882 code for a protein of 288 amino acids. NCBI's taxonomy places the organism in Eukaryota, Metazoa, Ctenophora, Tentaculata, Lobata, Bolinopsidae. The transcript has 6 exons.